CCUGCAUUCGUGUCCACACCAAGCACAAGCAGCAGCAGCAGCAAGCUCGGCUCCCUCCUCUCCCUCUGCUGCCUCCGGCCUCCCCCACCGACCUUUCCCCUCGCCCAGCGCUGGCGCGGCCCGCGGGCCCCCUCCUCCCUACUCGCGCGGCAGCGGGUCCGGCGGCCAGGCGACGGAGCCAGACAGCACGGCACGCAGACGCGCAGGGCGCGGGUGCGGGCCGGCGGCCGUCAAGCGCGGCGCGUCUCCAGCGGCAGUCCGGCGACGGUCGGCGGGCGCGCGCCGCGGCGCUCGCCGUCUCGUGGCCAGGCUCUACGGCGGCGGCUGCUCGGCUCUGAGCCCCCACUGGUAUGGGCGUCUUGAUCUGCGCCUGCCUGCUCCAGCUGCUGCUCCUGGGCGCUUCUGGGGUGGCGGCGCAGUCGCAGCCGCCGUCGCCGGCCAGGAUCCUCGACGCCACGCUUCAGGACUACGCGUACCGCGCGUUCGUGCGCCCGCGCACCGGCAUUGUCUUCAACGCCCCCGUCCCCGCCAACCUCACCGGCAUUGCCGUCUCCGCGCUCCGCCUGCGCAGCGGCAGCCUCCGCCGGAAGGGCUUCGCGGGCUACUUCGAGUUCGGCGUCCCCACCGGCGUCGUCGUGCAGCCGUACGUCGAGCGGGUGGUGCUCGUCUACCACAACCUCGGCAACUGGUCCGACUACUACUACCCGCUCACCGGCUACACCUACCUUGCGCCCGUGCUCGGGCUGCUGGUCUACGAUGCGGCCAACUUGUCGGCCGUGGGUCUGCCGGAGCUCAACAUUGUCGCGUCAGAGAGUCCGAUUUCCGUGAGUUUCGGCAAUGUCAGGGCGGUGCCGACGGGCAGUGCAGCGCCGCGUUGUGUGGUGUUCGAUUUGAAUGGCGUGCCGCAGUUCCGGGACCUGGAGGGAACCAAUGUGUGCUCGACGUUUCACCAAGGGCACAUCUCAAUAGUGGUGAACUCCAGCGAGAUUGCUCCUCCUCCAGCUCCAUCAGGUCCAGUUGCCCCGCCGAUACCAACUGCUGGAGGUGGUGCAAAGGGAAGCUCACAGGCGUGGAAGAUUGCGGUCAGUGCGGUUGGGGCUGCCGUAGGAUUGGGGCUGCAGGCUUCUCUUGUGCUGUGCUUGGUGAGGCACAAAAGGGAUAAAAGGCUUCAGCUGAUGGAACGGAAUGCGGAGAUUGGGGAGACAUUGCGGAUGGCGCAGGUUGGGCAGACGCAGGCACCUGUGGCGUUGGAGACACGGACACAACCGGUGAUUGAGAACGAUUAUGCAGCAUAGUAUUCUUUGAGCUUUGUGUAACCAAAGACCUCAUGCUGAUGGCUAGAGAUGGGAUUGUCCAUCGGUUGGUUGAGGCAGCAGAUUUUCCAUAUUCAUGAUGGCGAUGCUAAUUGCGCUAAUUUCAGAGCUCAGGAUCUGCUCCAUGAAGGUUCAUCACAUUCUUUCGGUGGGUUUGUUUCGAAGCUUAAGUUUUCAAGUGCAAGCAGUGGCUAUUCUUCAUGUUCAUAAUUGCCAUGUUCAUAUGUCGGGAGUUUCUUUCAUCUCCAACCAAGCAAUGGAGGGGAAAUGUUUGUCUAUCGCACUUGCUAUCCUCAGUUAUUUUUUUGGGGUUGCUGUAUUCAAAGGAAAUGGGCUUGGCAAUAAACCUGAGGUAAUACUCAUUGCACAUCAUGUGGUGAUGUGUGGGUGAAAUUUAUUCAUGAAGUUUCAAUCCAGUUUGAUUUUUCCCCAUUUGGCUUCUCAUGCUUAGACAAUUGUUAAGAUGAUGUAGUGAUGUACAUCUGUACUUAUGUAGUGUUGUGGUAAUUAGUUCUUGUUUUUGCUGAUGCUGAGUUUUGUCACAUUCCACCUUCUAGUAUGACCAGGUUGGCACAAUGUAUGUGAAUUGAACAAAGGUCACUUUGGAUGUUU
Molecule: messenger RNA, 1925 nt
Organism: Panicum virgatum (switchgrass)
Lineage: Eukaryota; Viridiplantae; Streptophyta; Magnoliopsida; Poales; Poaceae
Exons: 1
Coding region: 351-1295 (314 amino acids)
Cellular component (GO): membrane
Source: RefSeq, a predicted model, not a curated record